AGCAUUACGACAGGUUGCGUCAUUCUGAAGUAACACUUUACGGCAGUGUUGACAUCUGCGGUUUUCUUAUGUUGCAGUUAUGAUUUGUUUCCCACAAAAACUGUCGGUAAAUGAGUGUUUUUGACUUAUUUCGCGGAUUCUUCGGAGUACCCGGAGGCCGUUAUCAUGGCCGAAGGGAUUCCUUCUUCGAUACCAUGACUCAUGACGACGACGACGACGAUUAUGAAGAAGAUGGAUUCUAUUAUGAUGGGUUCCGUGAAGACCAGCAGAACCCCUUUGGUGCCUGGAGGUUUGGCUUCAGCUUUGGCCCAGACGGGACCAGGAUCCAGGAGCCCCCACUGUUUGGCCACGUCCUCCAAGAGAUGGAGGAGAUAUUUUCCCAGAUGGGCCGCUGGGAGGGACAGUUAGGUGUUCCCAGUAUCAUGCCACCUCCAUGUCAUGAGAGAGCAGAGAGUGGUGGUGGGAACCACCUGAGAGACUUUAUGUUGAAAACCCCUGACAGUGAACCAGAACGGCCCCAAGCAGCGCCAUCCAGAGAGCCCAGAUAUGAUAGCCACCCUUCCUAUGAAUCACCAGGACUUCCCAGCUCACCAUUUCAUGGGUCGUCACCUUUUUCAAAGUUUAAUGAUAUUUGGAGAAGGGGGCCACAGAAAGCACCAGAACAGGACCACAAAGAAGACAGAGAUCUGGACUCUGCAGUGUCCUCCUCAGGCCUGGAUCAGAUUUUGACGCCACCUGCUGGUCAGAUUCCAAGCCAGCCCAGGACUCGAUCAUUCUUCCAGUCAGUCACUGUCACCAAGGUGGUGAAACCUGAUGGGACCAUAGAGGAAAGGCGUACAGUUAGAGACGGCCAAGGUAACGAGGAGACCACCGUGACCCGUUCCGGAGGUCCUGGGAACCUGGAAGGACCAGACCAUCAAACUGGACCUGUUCUACCAGGUAGUUUUUCAGACAUGCGGGAUGAUGACUCUUUAUUCACCAAGUUCUUCAGGGGAUUUAAGUAACACAAAGUGAAGUAUUAUCUCUGGGCUGAUUGACCUUAGGUUUUGUUGCCUGAAAACCUUUCAGUAUAGGAGUGCUUCUCUAGAUUCUCUUGUGAGUUGGCAUAUUUAUACUCUGUAUAUGAAUGGACUCUUGUAUGCCUGUCUGCCUUCCUCUGCAGACUAGAUGCUGCCAGUUCUGAAGACCACUCAUUUUGACACAAUGAGACAGGCAUUAAAACACUUCAGUGACAUAUUUUUGUGUUGUCUUGUAGACAAACCUGUGUGUAUGAUGAAUCAGAUAAAAAAGGUCUAUGAAGUACGUACUUGGUGUUUGCCUGCUAAUUUAAAUUCAGUUCAUAUCACUUUAAAGUGAAGCUGUGUAACUUACAAUUAGAAACUGCACCAUUAUUGUCUUACAAAUUAAAAGUUGAAAUCAUAACCAAUAAAAGGCAAUGUAGUUCAGUUCAAUAUAUUUAUGGUGUUUGCCACUACAGCCUUACCUUAACAUCAUUUGUCUGUGGUUCAUAACUAACAUUAAGGUGAACCUCUGGUUUCUGGAACUAGCAAACACUGCAGUCUAAAAGAAAUUUGAGAAGAAUAGUUCUUGAACUGCUGCGAUGACUGAAACCGUUUAACUUAAAGAUAUAAUUUGGAUAUUCUUUAUAAAUAUCUCGUGUUUUGCCGCCCCCGUGUUUGUACUUCAAUGAGCCCAAAGACUUGUUCCUCAGUCAUCAUGCCAUAUUUGCAGAUUUUGUGGUAUUUCUAGAUGAAAUGACCUUGAUAAACAAUGUAACAGAAAAUGCAGCCUGUUCUACAUAUUUCUACCCGCUGUCCUGUUUAUACCAAGCUUUUCACUUAUAAUCUUGAUCUCUCCAGUUUGGAAUCAAGCCUUAUCAUGUCUUCAUCCAUUAAACAGGGCAUGACCACAUUCCACCUAAUGUUAUCUCUUUAUCUUAUUUAGCUCCACCUUUCCCCCUUUUCUUCAACUGCACUGUCCUUUUUCUUUUUCAU
Messenger RNA from Monopterus albus (swamp eel), 1994 nucleotides. RefSeq names its product HCLS1 associated protein X-1 (gene hax1). The record is from RefSeq and is a predicted model, not a curated record. The transcript has 7 exons. Gene Ontology annotation, biological process: negative regulation of apoptotic process; regulation of actin filament polymerization. NCBI's taxonomy places the organism in Eukaryota, Metazoa, Chordata, Actinopteri, Synbranchiformes, Synbranchidae. Gene Ontology annotation, cellular component: sarcoplasmic reticulum; clathrin-coated vesicle; apical plasma membrane. The coding region runs from base 111 to 1004 and encodes 297 amino acids.